AUGCUUUACAUAAAUAAUAGUAUUCAGGGCAACGCUGGACGCAACUGCGAAUUGCGGAUUAUUUUACAUAUUUCAAAUAUUUUCUCCAAUUUUACAGUACCAUUCCUUCUCUCCAAAUCAACAAAAAUCAUCUAUUCAUUAAUUCCAUUGCAUCAACCUGAUCAUCUUAGCCAACUUUUCCUUAAUUGGGUAUUUUCUUCACCUUCAGAACUUUUACAUCCUCCCAUUCAACAAAUUUCUGGAUAUUUUGGUUCAGAAAUUAGUUUAUAUUUUGCUUGGUUGGCACAUUAUACGAAAUGUUUGAUUGCUCCGGCAUUGAUAGGAACCCUAAUUUAUCUACAAACAUCCUCAACAACAACUAAAAAUUUUGGAUUUUUAGCCUUCAUAAUAUUCGCAAUUUUUAAUUGUUUAUGGGCUAUUGGAUUCCUCUACAGUUGGAAAAUUCAAAAACAGCACUUAAUUCAAAAUAAAGAGCCUUUAGACCAUCAAAAUAAUUUCAAAUUUCGACAAAAUUUAUUAAAAAAUAUUUGCCGUCCUAUGGAGAUUUUUUCUUUAAUUUCUUUAUUAAUAACACUAAUAAUUUUAUUGAGACUACAAGAUUGGUCUAGAGAAAAUUUUGGAAGUUCUAAUUGGAAAAGUUUAGCCCCAGUUGUUUUACAAGCUUUAAUUUGUAUGGGUGCCGAAUAUAUUUAUAGACGUUGUGCUGAAAUUGAAUGGAUUAGAGGGAAGAGGAAAAAUGAUUUUUUGUUGGUCGCGAGAUUGGCUUUGUUUCAAUCUAUUAGUUCUUUUUGUCCUUUAUUUUAUAUUGCGUUUUGGCUUGGCGAUUGGAAACGAUUACAACAAAGUUUAGCUACUUUACUCGUUACACGCCAAUUUGUUCAAAAUUUUACUGAAAUUGGAAUUCCUCUAAUUUAUGGCGAAUUACGAUUAAUGCAAUAUGCCUUUAUUCGGAAUUUGGAGGCAAAGCGUAAAGUUAGUCAUUGGAGGGCACAUCAAGCAGCUAAUAAUUUUGACGAAGAAAAUCCUAGUGAAGAGGAACGUCAAGCAGCAUUAUCAGAAUAUGGACGGCCUUUGGAUGAUUAUUUGGAGAUGUUUAUUCAAUUAGGUUAAAUCACUAUAAGAUACACGGUUAAGAAUCUUUUCCUAUAAUGAGGUGUUUAUUAAAUUGAGGGUAACUCUUAAACAGCUUUCCCAUCAUUCAAUGCCAUUCGAUUUAAGAAAAGCAUCUUAAAUAUACAUGUAUUUGUGGUAGCUUAUAGUAAGGUCCCCAACUUUAUAAAACUAUUAAUUCUUGGAGCUACUGAAAGUUGCAGAUUGGGAUAUGCAAAAAUAAAGCAGAU
Molecule: messenger RNA, 1340 nt
Organism: Meloidogyne enterolobii
Lineage: Eukaryota; Metazoa; Nematoda; Chromadorea; Rhabditida; Meloidogynidae
Source: the annotation of a GenBank genome assembly